Molecule: messenger RNA, 2279 nt
Organism: Macroventuria anomochaeta
Lineage: Eukaryota; Fungi; Ascomycota; Dothideomycetes; Pleosporales; Didymellaceae
Product: amino acid transporter
Exons: 1
Coding region: 298-2052 (584 amino acids)
Biological process (GO): amino acid transmembrane transport
Molecular function (GO): amino acid transmembrane transporter activity
Source: RefSeq, a predicted model, not a curated record
GUUUUUCAAUUGCAUCAAAGCCCGUUUGAAGUGGCGCAUCUCUGCCGCAGAAUAGUGCGCUUCUUCGCGUUCACUUGCUGGAUCCAGGCCUAGACUGGUGUUCAAUGCCGCGGUGAAACAAACGGCGGUGAUGUCAGGGGUCCGUGUGCGCACCUGAACUUUUCACUCGCCCAUGUAAUUGGCCCGCCAUUCAACAUCUCACCGCCAGGCCUGAAAGUGCAUCUCGUAUCCUUCGAAGACUUGCAUUCAUCUUCAAUCUUUCACAGGUCUCGCACAGUCUUGCAGCAACUCGCGACAAUGACCGACACGCCGCAGACGACUGCAAGCGAGGAUCCCAAAGGAGCUAGGGUCCUUCAGCAACACCUCGACCCCGGGUACGAGUUUUCCUUUGAUCCCGAGACACCAGGCGCAGAUGGCGCCAACAGUUCUUCGAACUCUGUUCGAGAUGGACCAGAGUCAUCGUUGAGGCUGCAGGGUGGCGACAUCCACCGCGAUCUUUACAAAAUCGCUGCCAAAGGCAAGCGCCAGCAGCUUCACAAGCGAGCUGCAACCUUCUCAAAUACGCAUGAGUACGCGCCGUCGAUUAUAUCAGACAUCGAGCAUGACGAGCUGCCUGUCCAGGAACAGAUGGCACCAGGAGGUCUGAGGCGUCAAUUCCUGCAAAAGCAGGCCAGAAGUGUUAGCUACAUCGCGGAGCCCGUCACCAGGAACUUCAUUUCCUUUCUGGAAUUGUAUGGCAACUUCGCCGGCGAAGACCUUGAAGAGUCGGACGAUGAUGAGGCUAUCGAGGAUGAUGACGAAGAAGAACAGGGCGAGCGUCGACCUCUGCUUGGGAGGAAACAGAGCUCCAAGAGGCUCAGGCAGCAGGGCGAUGCUUCUAACAUGAAGUCGUUCUUCACUCUGCUGAAGGCUUUCGUCGGUACUGGUAUCAUGUUCCUGCCAAAGGCCUUCAAGAACGGUGGCAUGCUCUUCUCGGCGAUCACUCUGAUUGUUGUUUCACUCGUCACAUCACUUUGCUUCGAGUUGCUCCUCGCCUGUCGGAAGCAGUAUGGUGGAGCUGGUUACGGAGACCUUGGUCAACUGAUCGUUGGAAAGAGACUGCGACAGCUCAUCCUCGUCUCGAUCACACUUUCACAAUUCGGCUUUGUGUGCGCUGGCCUCAUCUUUACCGCGGAGAACCUGGCUUCUUUCUUCGAUGCGGUCACGCCCAACUCGGCGCCACUUGGUACGAACGCCCUUAUCGGCAUUCAGCUCGUCCUCCUGAUUCCGCUGUCCUUUAUUCGCAACAUCUCGAAGCUCGGCCCUGCUGCGCUUCUUGCCGAUGUGUUCAUCCUCAUUGGCUUAACCUACAUCUACUGGUACGACAUCUCCUGGAUCAGCAAGAUGGGUGGCUUCCACCCCAGCAUCGAGUUAUUCAACCCUCGCGAUUGGACCAUGACCAUUGGUUCUGCCAUCUUUACCUUCGAGGGCAUUGGUCUUAUUCUACCCAUCCAAUCGAGCAUGAAGCAGCCCGAGAACUUCAGCAAACUGUUGUACCUUGUCAUGGCCAUUAUCACAGUUAUCUUCACCUCUGUUGGUGUUCUCUGCUACGGUACCUUUGGAGAGAAUGUGUCCGUCGAAGUCAUUACCAACUUCCCUCAGUCCAGCAAGCUCGUGAACACCGUCCAGUUCUUGUACGCUAUGGCUGUUUUGGUUGGUACCCCCGUGCAGCUCUUUCCAGCCAUGCGUAACAUCGAGCUUAAGAUUUUCGGCCGCGCCUCUGGAAAGAAGGACAGCCUCACCAAAUGGAAGAAGAACGCCUUCAGGACUGCUUUGGUCAUCUUCUCUGGGGUCGUUGCUGCUCUUGGCGCGAGUGACCUCGACAAGUUUGUUGCUCUCAUUGGCAGCUUUGCUUGUGUACCGCUGGUGUACAUCUACCCGGCAUACCUGCACUACAAGGGUGUGGCUGAGCGUCCAUGGGCCAAGGCUGGUGAUAUCCUCAUGAUGGUUGUUGGUCUUGUCGCUAUGAUCUACACCACCAGCAUCACUAUCGCGAGAUGGGCCGAGACAUAGAUACGGGAUGGAAAACCAAUGUUCAUGGUUCGUUCGACGACAUCACAACUUGCAUUAUCAUUGGGUUAUCAUAUGAUUUCACGCAUCAAAAGAGGAUGACGAGGGUGGGGUACGAUGACUGUAUAUGAGUUUGGAAUGUAUGGCGUUACGAGGAGUAAAACUUUGACUGUUCCUUGCAUUUCUUUGCCGGCAAGCAUGUAUCAAUAAUUGCAUAUAUGACUCGCAAC